GCAGUGCCGGGCGCCAGAGCCGGGCGCAGCAUCCCGGGCGGCGGGUGGACUUCUCCCGCGGGCUUCUCCUGCUUCAUCGUCGGCCUGCUCUCCGGGCGCCAUGGCCAAGCCGCUGACCGACAGCGAGAAGCGGAAGCAGAUCAGCGUGCGGGGCCUGGCGGGGCUGGGCGACGUGGCCGAGGUGCGCAAGAGCUUCAACCGGCACCUGCACUUCACGCUGGUCAAGGACCGCAACGUGGCCACACCCCGCGACUACUUCUUCGCGCUGGCGCACACGGUGCGCGACCACCUGGUGGGCCGCUGGAUCCGCACGCAGCAGCACUACUACGAGCGCGACCCCAAGCGCAUUUAUUACCUCUCGCUGGAGUUCUACAUGGGCCGCACGCUGCAGAACACCAUGGUCAACCUGGGCCUGCAGACUGCCUGCGACGAAGCCAUCUACCAGUUGGGGUUGGACUUGGAAGAGCUAGAGGAAAUAGAAGAGGAUGCUGGCCUUGGGAACGGAGGACUGGGGCGGCUGGCAGCCUGCUUCCUGGACUCGAUGGCCACCUUGGGCCUGGCAGCCUAUGGCUAUGGGAUCCGGUACGAAUUUGGGAUUUUCAACCAGAAAAUUGUCAACGGCUGGCAGGUGGAGGAGGCGGACGACUGGCUGCGCUAUGGCAACCCCUGGGAGAAGGCGCGGCCCGAGUACAUGCUGCCUGUGCACUUCUACGGCCGCGUGGAGCACAGCCCCGAGGGCGUCAAGUGGCUGGACACGCAGGUGGUGCUGGCCAUGCCCUACGACACGCCAGUGCCCGGCUACAAGAACAACACGGUCAACACCAUGAGGCUGUGGUCUGCCAAGGCGCCCAACGACUUCAAGUUGAAAGACUUCAAUGUGGGGGACUACAUCGAGGCAGUCCUGGACAGGAACUUGGCCGAGAACAUCUCCAGGGUCCUGUAUCCCAAUGAUAACUUCUUCGAGGGGAAGGAGCUCCGGCUGAAGCAGGAGUACUUUGUGGUAGCUGCCACCCUCCAGGACAUCAUUCGCCGCUUCAAGUCGUCCAAAUUUGGCUGCCGGGACCCAGUGAGGACCUCUUUUGAGACAUUCCCAGACAAGGUGGCCAUCCAGCUGAACGACACCCACCCAGCGCUGUCCAUUCCUGAGCUCAUGCGGAUCCUGGUGGAUGUGGAGAAGGUGGAUUGGGACAAGGCCUGGGAAAUCACCAAGAAGACCUGCGCGUACACCAACCACACCGUGCUGCCUGAGGCCCUGGAGCGCUGGCCUGUGUCCAUGUUUGAGAAGCUGCUGCCCCGGCACCUGGACAUCAUCUACGCCAUCAACCAGAGGCACCUGGACCAUGUGGCUGCCCUGUUCCCCGGGGACGUGGACCGCUUGCGGAGGAUGUCCGUGAUCGAGGAGGGGGACUGCAAACGCAUCAACAUGGCCCACCUCUGCGUGAUCGGCUCGCACGCCGUCAACGGCGUGGCCAGGAUCCACUCGGACAUCGUGAAGCACACAGUCUUUAAGGACUUCUACGAGCUGGAGCCAGAGAAGUUCCAGAACAAGACGAACGGCAUCACGCCCCGGCGGUGGCUGUUGCUAUGCAACCCUGGGCUGGCAGAGGUCAUUGUGGAGCGAAUCGGAGAGGCCUUCCUGACGGACCUGAGCCAGCUGAAGAAGCUGCUGCCCUUGGUCAGUGAUGAGGCCUUCAUCAGGGACGUGGCCAAGGUCAAGCAGGAGAACAAGCUCAAGUUCUCCGCGCUGCUGGAGAAGGAGUACAAGGUGAAGAUCAACCCCUCCUCCAUGUUUGACGUGCACGUCAAGAGGAUCCAUGAGUACAAGAGGCAGCUGCUCAACUGCCUGCACAUCAUCACGCUCUACAACCGAAUAAAGAAAGACCCCGCCAGAGCCAUUGUGCCCAGAACUGUAAUGAUCGGGGGCAAGGCAGCUCCUGGUUACCACAUGGCCAAGAUGAUCAUCAAGUUAGUCACGUCCAUUGGGGAUGUCGUCAAUCACGACCCAAUUGUGGGCGACCGGCUCAAGGUCAUCUUCCUGGAAAACUACCGGGUAUCCUUGGCCGAGAAAGUGAUCCCGGCUGCAGACCUAUCUCAGCAGAUCUCCACUGCGGGCACCGAGGCCUCGGGCACGGGCAACAUGAAGUUUAUGCUCAAUGGGGCACUCACCAUCGGCACCAUGGAUGGUGCCAACGUGGAGAUGGCCGAGGAAGCCGGCAUAGAGAAUCUCUUCAUCUUUGGCCUGCGGGUGGAGGACGUGGAGGCCCUGGACCAGAAGGGCUACGUGGCCAGAGAGUACUACGAGCGCCUUCCUGAGCUGAGGCAGGCCAUCGACCAGAUCCGCAGCGGCUUCUUCUCCCCCAAGGAUCCAGACUGCUUCAAGGACGUGGUGGACAUGUUGAUGUACCAUGACAGGUUCAAAGUGUUUGCAGACUACGAAGCAUACCUGCAGUGCCAGGCCCAGGUGGACCAGCUGUACCAGAACCCCAAGGAGUGGACCAGGAAGGUCAUCAGGAACAUUGCGUGCUCGGGCAAGUUCUCCAGUGACCGGACCAUCACCGAGUACGCGCGGGAGAUCUGGGGUGUGGAGCCGUCUGACCUGCAGAUCCCGCCACCCGACAUCCCCCGGGACUAGUGCCCCACGCGGCUGGACCAGCUCCUCUGGUGGGGUUCCCGGCCCUUGGCCAGCAGCUGCCGGUCCCUUCUACACAGUACCGUGUUUCUGGGAGGGGCCACGGGCUUGGGAGGAUGAUUUUGAAGAGCAAGGCGAGGAGAGGAGCCGGGGGCAUUUGCCCUGUAUCCUGCCAAGCAGAGUUCACAGCACAGACAGGCGCACAUGUGGCCCCCACGGCUUCAGACCCUGGCCCCGUGGAAGGUCCUGGCAGGGCAGGUGCCUCCUGGGCACCGCUCCUUCCCCUCAACCUCGCACACCUUCUGCUAGAAGCCUGGGUCUGGGCAGGUGGCUGCGCCGACACCUGAGCUGCCAGCCACACAGGCCAGGCCGCCUAGCCUUUGUAGCCAUCCAUCCAUCCUUAGCAGGCACCUAGAACAUAGGCUGGCCGGGAGGUGCGGUGCUGGGCAGGGUUCCAGUACCCAGCAUCUUAGUGGCCAUGUUUAGGUCAAGGCUGAGUGCUGCAGGAUGAACCUGGGUAGCUGCUUGCAAAACGAAAUGGAAGUAGUUCCAAGCCGCAGACACUGCCUGACUGGUUUCUGGCCUGGCAGGAGGGGGCAGACCACUGCUGCCCCCAACGCUCCCCUCCACCGCCUGUUCCGGUGUUCUUCCUGUCAGCGUCCCUUCUGUGGGCCCCAGUGACCAGCGGGGACAAGUUCUCUAGGAUGGUGGUGGGCCUGUCGCCAUGUCCUGAGGCUGACACUGCCCCUGUGUUGUCCAAGGGACAGGGCCAGGAGCAGGCUAGGCGGGCUCACAAAACCUGGGUGAGGCAUCUGGCAGAGGCUCCCGCCACCUCGCACGCUGGCCUGGGGGCCCCAGGGCCUUCCAGCUGUGCCAGCCACCAGGGCCACUGGGUUCUUGCAGAGGGCACAUGCUGGGCACACGCACGCGUCCCUGCAUCCGCUGCCAUGUAAUGGCUCCAUGUGUGGGGUCACACUCCUGAUGCUGACUGUGGCUGCCCCCCUUCUCUGCCCUCACCGCUCUUCCCCUGUGAGAAACACAAUAAACGUUCUCCCCGUGGUUU
Ochotona curzoniae (black-lipped pika) is the source of this 3692-nucleotide messenger RNA. It is a transcript of the gene PYGB, whose product is annotated as glycogen phosphorylase B. Bases 101 to 2632 code for a protein of 843 amino acids. The transcript is spliced from 20 exons. Gene Ontology annotation, biological process: glycogen catabolic process. Gene Ontology annotation, cellular component: cytoplasm. NCBI's taxonomy places the organism in Eukaryota, Metazoa, Chordata, Mammalia, Lagomorpha, Ochotonidae. Gene Ontology annotation, molecular function: pyridoxal phosphate binding; glycogen phosphorylase activity. The record is from RefSeq and is a predicted model, not a curated record.